UUUAAGUGUCGAAAUAUGAACAAUGCAAAGUUUGCUCUGUAAAAUCUGAAUCUGUAAAUCUUUAUGCUGCAGAUUUGCUCCUUUUACUUCAGUAAAGCACACGUCUUUUGUCGUAGCACGCCACUCCUCUGCUGGGUCGAAGGUUAAUGUGCAUCUUGUGCCUCUAAAGUACACAUGGUGAUGCAGACCUGGGUUUGAUACCCAGCCCUGCCCCUCCUUCUUCAUCUGUAUAAAACAAGGCCUCCUGCAGAGAUCCUUUCCCGAUCAACACGCUGACUGCUGCCAUGGCGUUUGUCGCUCCUCCUGGCUAUCAGCCAAUCUACAGCCCUUGUAUUCCCUAUCUGGGGCCCAUUUAUGGAGGCCUGAGGCAAGGAGUGUCCAUCUACAUCCAGGGGUCCAUCCCUGAAGACAUCACCAGGUUCUUUAUCAACCUGCUCUGCGGAGAGUCUGAGUCCAGCGACAUCGCCCUCCACUUCAACCCUCGCUUUGAUGGAUGGGACAAGGUGGUCUUCAACACUUGUCAGGAUCAAUCCUGGGGGUCCGAGGAUAAGAUUCGUGAUAUGCCCUUCAGCAAAGGCCAGACCUUUGAAAUGGUCAUCAUGAUCACUUCACAAGGCUACCAGAUCAAAGUCAAUGGGAAUGACUUCUACACCUUUGAACACCGUAUCCCUGUGGAGAGAGUCCGUGCGAUGCAGAUCGGAGGAGAUGUUUCCAUCCAGACGAUUAAUGUCAUCGGGGGUGGAAUGGGAGGAGGCAUGGGAGGAGGCAUGGGAGGAGGCAUGGGAGGAGGAUACCCCGGCGGCAUGGGUGGAGGAAUGGGAGGUGGAAUGGGAGGAGGUUAUCCAGGAGGUGGCAUGGGAGGUGGCAUGGGAGGAGGAUAUCCAGGAGGUGGCAUGGGGGAUGGAUAUCCAGGUGGCAUGGGAGAUGGGAUGGGGGGAGGCAUGGGAGGAGGCAUGGGAGGAGGAUAUCCAGGAUGUGACAUGGGGGGAGGAUACCCCGGCGGCAUGGGUGGAGGAAUGGGAGGAGGAUUCCCAGGAUCAAACCUGCCGGGCAUGGGUGGGCAGCCUGUCUACAACCCUCCCGUGCCUUACUCCAACAUGAUCCCUGGAGGAAUGUUCCCUAAGAGGACCCUCAUCAUCAGAGGCAUGAUCCCCUAUGGAGCAGACAGAAUAAGCAUCAACUUCAUGAUGAGCAGAUCCCGGGACAUCGCCUUCCACCUGAACCCCAGAGUGAGGGAGGGGGUUGUGGUGAGGAACAGCAUGAUUGGAGGUGACUGGGGCCAGGAGGAACGAGAGGCCGGCAUGAACCCCUUCAUGGAGGGACAGUACUUUGAUAUGUCGAUUCGCUGCGGGAACCAGAGAUUUAAAGUGUUUGUGAACGGGCAGCACUUGUUCGACUUCUUCCACCGCGUCCACUCCUUCAAUGAAAUCGACAUGCUGGAGAUUGAAGGCGACAUUCAGAUCUCCUACAUCCACUUCUGAGAGCGCACGCACCUCUAGGGGCUUUAAAAUCUGUACAUUAUCCAACUGUUUCAUGUGUUUUUCAGAUGUUCUUUAAGAGGAUUUGUCAGCCACUG
Molecule: messenger RNA, 1576 nt
Organism: Larimichthys crocea (large yellow croaker)
Lineage: Eukaryota; Metazoa; Chordata; Actinopteri; Sciaenidae
Product: galectin-4
Exons: 18
Coding region: 285-1481 (398 amino acids)
Molecular function (GO): carbohydrate binding
Source: RefSeq, a predicted model, not a curated record